UAUCUCCCCUAGUUGUCUCGACGGGAAGAAGAAGUCGGCGGCUUGUCAAAGGUCCCUUCCAAACCCCAUGACCACACAGCAGCACCCUGCGGCAGGGGACUGCACCCUCGGGAGUCGAGUGCCCACCUCUGGGGAGCACCAUGACAACGUUAGAUUACUGAACUACACGCAGAACAAAAUGGGGAUCAUUAUUGAAGAAUUGGACAGAGAAAGAGAGAGCGGAGAUGAAGGGGAGAAGUUAUGUAAGAAGCUUCCUGGUGACGCCAUUGAGGACCAGCAGAGGUCGGGCCAGGUGACUGAACCUCGCGUCGCCGACUCCAAUUGGACGGUUGCCCUGGGCGCUUUCAUUAUAAUGAUGAUGAUUAACAUGGUGGGUCCCUGCUUCAGCAUCAUCUUCUCUCCGUUCCUCUUGGACUUGGGAGCAUCGUCAACUACCGUCGGCUGGAUAUUCAACUCCAUGUUGUUGCUGUGGUUUACCUGUGGGGUGUAUGUCGGCCCCUUGGUGGAGGAGUACAGCUGGCGAGGCGUGGCCAUGGCUUGCUCCGUCACCUUCGCCUGCUCCUUGGCUCUCUCAGCCUUCGCCACCUCGCCCUUGUACCUCUUCUUCUCCUACUCCGUCCUCUGCGGGAUUAGCGGAGGUUUGCUGAACACCCUGGGGUUCCUCAUCGUACCGCACUACUGCACGCGUCACAGGGGAGUGGCCAAUGCCUGCAUGACGGCUGGCGCCUGCAUGGGACAGAUGUUAGGUCCUCUUCUCAUUGGGUUCCUGCAAGACGAGUUUGGUUUCUUUGGCGCCACGUUCAUCUUGGGCGCUAUCAUGCUUCACUGCUGCGUUGGUGCCUCAUUUUUCCGUCCACUUCAGGGCCAAACAAGAACCUCGGAGAAACCUGACCACCUUGAAGCAGAUGCCGCUGAGACUGCGGAGAAUAAGAGUACGUGUAGUUUCUCGAACAAUGCCUUCCUACGCGUACUUUACAAAAGUGCGUCGAAUCUCUCCGUACUGAAGUCCCCGCCAGCGGCCAUCAUUGCUAUAGGAGGAGUAUUCAUGCUAAAUAGUUAUUUGAACUUCAUGGCUCUUAUGCCAUUCGCGAUGCUGGCGGCAGGUCACUCCAUCCACACAGCCAGCUUAUACCUAACAGUUUCGGCAGUAUGUAAUCUGAUGGCUCGCCUUACUGUGUCCGUGCUGUCCGACUGGUCAAAGUUCAGCAUGCGGGGGUGUUGCAUGACCAGCGUUGCAGCCACCGUUGUUUCCACUCUCGCCUUCAGUGUGGUGGCAGAGGCGAGAUGGCGGACAUUUAUCAUGGGGGUGUGGGGGUGCGGCGUGGGCGGCUACAUGGGACUGUUUAACCUCAUCAUUGUUCACUACAUGGGCCUCGACAAGCUAGCCUCCACCAUGGGCACCACACUCUUGUUGGUUGGUUGUGGCUUCAUUACCAUCGGCCCCUGCAUAGGAGUGAUCCGAGAUGUCAGUGGAAGCUACGCUGUCAGCAUGUGGGUGUUGGCUGGGCUGGCCAGCACCUGCUUCACCCUCUGGAUCUUCAUGCCAGCUGCCACUCGCUACCAUCACAAGUCUCUUAAGACAUCACCAUAACAUCUUGCAGUCACUCUUGGCCUGCUCAAGCAAGUUGUUGCAUUUACAUAAAUUUUUCAUGAAUAUUGGUCAGGAACCAGCAAAUUAGAUGCACACAACAAUACACACUGCAAGCAAUGUGUGUGUGCAUGUGCAUUCGUGGUAGAAGCAUUUCAUAAAGCAAUAACAUCUGUACUGUGUAUGCAUUACCCCAAAAAAACUGCCUGAAUUUUGUAUGUUGAUAUUUUUUGUUCUAUUUUGUCAAUUCUAAGAUUGUUUUAUAAAUAUACAAAUUUGUAGUGCACCUGAUCCUGUUUUUUAAUAUUUACUUCUAAUAUGUUACUACAUACAAUCUCAGGGCUAUAUGCAACAUGUACUGGCUUAUCAUUUUUCAUUUGAUAAUUUUACCAAUACAAUACUCACUUGCAUAGU
Molecule: messenger RNA, 2002 nt
Organism: Procambarus clarkii (red swamp crayfish)
Lineage: Eukaryota; Metazoa; Arthropoda; Malacostraca; Decapoda; Cambaridae
Source: RefSeq, a predicted model, not a curated record